CCUUAAGGAAUCACUGGAAUUUGUGUCUAAAAAGUUGCACUAACGAGAAGACCCGAAGAUGCUUUUAUUUGCUCCGUUGCAUUGCAAGGAUGUCUUGUUUUUUCCAAACUGAAAUACGAAUGCUUUAAUUUGCAACAGACUUCUCUUUCACUGUAAGUAAACAAAACAUGUGGGGUGACUAACUGUUGGAAUACACCUUCACGAGAGGAUAAAUUGGUUUAAAUGAGGCCGGGUGAUUAAAGGUGUUUAUCAGCUGGAGUGGACCGUUUGCCAGCCAGCCACAGCGCAUCGUAAGAUGCAUCGCUCAGAGCGGAGUUCAUAGCGUUGCUGAUCCACCCCGCAGGCAGCGACGACAGCGAGUGAGGUUGACACAGCAUGGCACACCUGUUUCACUGAUCUGCUUCAAAAUCAACAAAUGACUGGCUGCCAAAGCCAGCGCAACUCCCCCAUGACGGGAAGACUGGAGGCCAGCUCUACCGAGAAGUUUGUGUGGGAGGCAGCCUGCCUUGUAUUUACCCAGUCAGUCAGGAGCCUACGCAGGAACAUCGGAGAGAAAAUGCCACACUUUGCUAUGGUUCCAUCUUCUGAUCAUAAAGGGAGCGGGAUGGAAUGCAUCAACAUUAUCUUUCCUAGUCUUGGAGGAGUGAGGUCUGAUCCUCUGUGAUUAUACUCAGAAAUGUCAGGCCAAGAGGAGUCGGACAAGGGUGUGGACAUGUGGUCCUCCCUCCGCUGUCUGGGGUAUCUCUCCAGCUUCAACCUGCUGGUAGCCGUGUGCUUGGGAAUGUACGUACGGUGGGAACAGACUGCAGAGUCCAUGAUUCUGGUCAUCUUCAUCUUGGGAUUGUUCGUUUCGGCCAUAGCCUGUAUCCUCUACUACUACUUUUCAAUGGAGUCCGCCAGUUUAAGUCUCUUCCACCUGUGGUUUGGCUUCCUGCAGGGACUCCUGUGCUUCCUGAACAGCCAGUCUCUGGAGAACGACAUAAAGGAGCAGGUCACAAACUACCUGUUGCUCGCUAGCUUAGCCAUUCGGACGCUCUGGGCCCUAACAGAACGCUUGUGCAGUAGCGCUACGAAUAAACCAGUCGUACUCACCUCGUCCGAGCUUUUAGAGCUCCUGGGAUUUGGUGUUGCAAGCAUCAGCUUGGUUUUCUACAAAUCACUGGCUACGAUUGCUCUGAUGUUCGCGUUAACGGCCCUCAUCGUGGACCUUCGCAUGAAGUCGCCCUUGGCUCUCCCUAAUCUAGCCUGUUUUGCUGUAAUCACCGCUGUUACCUUCUUCCAGUCCUUGGAGAUCCAAGCAAACCCCUUCGCGCUCAGCUGCUACCUGGGCCGGCUUAUCUGCGAGCCUCUUCUAGACGUGUACUUCAGCAGCUUUUCGGCUACAGAACGCUGGAAGCAGUUUCUCUCAGCCGGUCGUCUGUGGAGGAGAUUUUCUCUGUUCCCAUUGGCACUUGUUGAGUUGGCAUUCUUUGUGCUCUGUGCCUUUAAGCUGGGUAACCUGGAUGUUUGGUACCUGGUCAUCCCUGGCUUCUGCGUCUUUGGCCUCUUGUGGAUCCUGUGCCACAUGGUGUUCCUUGUCACGCUAUGGUGCUUUCACACCAAACUAAGCGAGUGUCAGAAGACGUGGGCGGCCCAGCGCUCGCAAACGCUCAGUUUGGACAGGAUCAUGGCCUCCAGGGGCAUGCGUCAUUUCUGCCUCAUUUCCGAACGUCUGGUCCUCUUUUGCCUGAUGUCCACCAUCAUACUAGGGGCCGUCUCAUGGCAGGUCACUAAUGGACUCUUCAUGAGUGUGUUUUUAGUGGUACUGCCACUGGAGUCUCUGGCUCAUGGACUCUUCCAUGAACUGGGCGACUGCUUGGGAGGCACCUGCGUUGGGUAUGCGGUGGUAAUUCCCACUUGCUACAGCAGUGCGGAUGGACAGCCAUUGCUUUUGCCUCCGGGGCAAGCCCAGGAACUGCACUCCACAGCUACUUUGAACGCUGUGCAGCGACUCUUCUCCCAUCAUCUCAUCCAGACCUUCGGGUGUGACUACUCCACCAGUCUAAGCCUAGACACUCUGCAGGCCAAACUGCGCUCUUUUCUGGAGCUCUGCACUACAGAAGGCCCACGGCAUGACACCUACAUCCUCUACUACAGUGGCCACACACUUCCCAGUGGAGACUGGAUUCUGGCAGGUGGUGACUGCUUGCGUCUACAACAGAUCCUUGAUAUGUGGAAGGAACGGAACACCGGCUUCUCCUCCCGCCUCAUCCUGGUCCUGGACACUGAGAAUUCUGCACCAUGGGUGAAGGCGGUACGAAAGGUGGAAAAGAUGUAUGUGGCAGUACAAGGAGCCAAGAUGAGCCCUGUCCAGGAUGCCGAAGCCCAGGAUGCCCCUCGUUUGGGAGACUUCACUGCUGAGUGGGUGAAAUACAACUGUGAUCCUGACAGUGGCGUGCAGUGGUCAGAGAGGGGUCGGGUCAUCUCAGCGAUAUACGGUGUGUCCAAACCCUGGAGUGACUAUGCUCUCCAUCUGCCCACUGGAAGCGAUGUGGCCAAGCACUGGAAAACGCACUUCCCCAAGGCCACUUACCCAUUGGUGGCUGUGGCGAACUGGUGCUGUGGACUCAACCUCCUGUGGCUGUGUAGUGUGUGUUUGCGCUGCAUCAGGAGACUGAAACUUUCUUGGUUCCCUCCCAGCAUACUAGACACGGGGCAGGGGAUUAAACUAGUCCGAUCAUAGGUGACCAAUUGGUUUGCUUCUACACAAUGUAUAUACUUCACCAUGUAUCUUUUCUAUGCAAUUUUGGGAUAUCCUUUAUUGAGUUAACUGUUCAGUUGCCUUUUACAAAUUACUUUAAUCAGUUAUGGAUAGGGAACAUGGAUCGUUCAUUCCUGCUUCUAAAGAUCUACUUUCUUCUAGAGUUUAGAGUCGCACCCAAUUUUCAAAUCAAACCAGAAGAUCUUGAUUAGAAGAUUCGGGAAUAUUUGAUAUGAAUUAGGGCUUAUCCUUGCAGGAAGUUUGAUCUUUAGGAACAGAAUUGAGCCACAUUGUCAUACGACAGUUUCUUCUGUUUAUCUAUGUGCCCUGUAUACACAAUAUAGCCACUGUCUUAUCUCAUUUACAAUAUUGAGACUGUCAGCACCAAGUGCCUUGUGUUAAUUUAUUACGUUUUAAUCGGGUUUUCUAAGGAUUUGGGUGAAAUAUGUGUAUUGCAAUGUAAUUAGUCUCAGACAAAGUCAAGCAAGAAAUCUUAUUGUACCUUUAAAAUGUUACUUUUUUUUGCCAAGCUGUAGAGUGGGUCUGGUUUAGUUGUUUCUUCAAGACCUCUACAAAAGCCAAUGUUUAAACCAUAUCAUGCUAUAUUUUAUUUUGUAUUCUCUGUGGGGGUUUUGUGUUGAAGAGUUGAUCUUUAUUAACUCUUUUUUUUUUUUUUCUUUUUUUUUUCAAAAGACCAGCAUCCUUUAAUAAAGACUGUUUGGUAAGUAGAUGUUCUAGCAUGUGCAGAUAUACCUCUGUUUAGUGAUGAUUAGAUAGGAUAGCAUGUUAAGGCACUACAGACUGUCCCAUUGUCAAAAUCAUCACAGUGCUAUGAAAUGUUCACUUCCGAAAAACUCGCACAAUGCAGUAAAAAGACUUUGUACUCUUUUCUAUUUAAAGCCAAAAAAUGUAGGUUGACUGCAUAGAGCACUACACUUUUUGACAGUAAAUGAAACCGAAUGAUUUUAGUUCUGAUACGUUACAGUUGUUGAAAUACCAAUGACGUUUUAACACA
This is a messenger RNA of Cyprinus carpio (common carp), 3755 nucleotides long. Its product is annotated as transmembrane protein 168-A. The coding region runs from base 677 to 2722 and encodes 681 amino acids. The transcript has 7 exons. Lineage: Eukaryota; Metazoa; Chordata; Actinopteri; Cypriniformes; Cyprinidae. The record is from RefSeq and is a predicted model, not a curated record.